Amphiprion ocellaris (clown anemonefish) is the source of this 3109-nucleotide messenger RNA. RefSeq lists its product as uncharacterized. The record is from RefSeq and is a predicted model, not a curated record. Gene Ontology annotation, biological process: vein smooth muscle contraction; regulation of systemic arterial blood pressure by endothelin; regulation of vasoconstriction. The transcript is spliced from 4 exons. Gene Ontology annotation, cellular component: extracellular region. Bases 392 to 838 code for a protein of 148 amino acids. Gene Ontology annotation, molecular function: endothelin B receptor binding; hormone activity. Lineage: Eukaryota; Metazoa; Chordata; Actinopteri; Pomacentridae.
UCUCCUGCAGUUCACUUCUCUCCAUCUGUUGUGAUAGAGCUCAGCACGAGAGCCCGUCACUCUAUCCUCCCUCUGCGUGGAAACCACAGCAGCCUCAGGAUACAGCGCAACACCCUGAACCGGGGUUCAGUUUAGCAGCGCGUCUGGGUGGUUUGUAGCGUUCUGCCUGACAGGAUCAAGGGGACAUUUUGAUUGAGGAGCAUCUUAUUUUUCUUCAGUGUUGACUGGAAUCAUUUACACACCCGAGUGUUUGAUUCAGCUGGAGCCUCUGGGCUCUACUCUGCUGUUUUUAUGACUGAAGGAAGGCAACUCUAUUGAGGAACUUAACGUGGACACUGAGGUGCUUUAUUUUUCUUUGAUUUAUCAGUUAGAUCCUGAGGAGGCAAGCAAGAUGGACUUCACUUACCUUUGGCUCCUCGCCACCACUCUGAUGUUGAUCCACCAGAAUCAAGCGUCAUCCAUCUCUGAGGGCCCUGCAGAGGAGGAGGGCCCCCUGGUGCAGCUCACCCACACGGCCCACCGGCGAGAGAAGCGCUGCUCCUGCGAGAACCAGAAAGACAAAGAGUGCAUUUUCUUCUGUCACAUCGGCAUCGUCUGGGUGAACACGCCGAGCCACGUGGUUCCUUAUGGAUUUGGUUCGGUGCGUCUCAGGAGGGAGCUCAGUCGCUGCCGCUGCACAGAUUCACAGGACGCCGAGUGUCUGAGUUUCUGCUCCGUCCAGACGCAACCGCAAGGUGAAAAUGCUCUCAUGAAGAGGAAGACUGACAAACGACUGAAGAGAUACAGAGCUGCAUUCUGGGAAAAAAGGAGCCGACACGCACUCAAACAUCAGACCUGAGAGAGAGGAGACACAACAGUAACACCAGCUCUUCUGAAAGGAAGUCCUAAUGUAUCAGAAAUAUCAAAUAAUGGACCCUUUUGAUCAUCUGGCUGCCUGAUGGCACUUCAGACGUGUACAGUGUUUGUUUGUGUAAAUGUAAUAAUGGUGAAGUGUACAAAUAUGUGUGCCGACCACUGACAAGCUCAUCUUUUUAGCAUUUGGCUGAUGUCUUUAUUUAAAGCAGCAGAAGCAGCACUUCACUGUCCAGCUCAGAUACUUUAAGAGUUGAAUGAGUUGAACCUGUGACACUUUGCUGUUAAAAGCUGUGGGACAGAAAACACAGUCAAAUACCAGAGUUCUCAGCUGAAAACCUCACAACUUCACAAUCACCAAAACGUCAGCAUUUGUCCAAAUGAGUUUCAAAGAUUUCUGAAGGCAAAACACCAACCACACAGAAAAACAUCUGCAGAGUCAGAAGACUUGUUUUAUGAAGCCAAUUACAGCAAACAGUUACACAAAAAAUGAUAUAAUGAUAUAUUAUUUUGCAAGGCUACAGACCAUUUUUAACGUCUUAAAAGAGGCCACUAGUAGAUGAUAAACACAUUUCAGAAGAAAAAGUCACAACAUCCUGUGGAAAAGUUCUCAUUUCAUGAAGUGAACCAUAUGAGGAUGUUGUAAUUGUACCAAACAAAGUUAUGAUAUUAGAAGAUAGCGGUGAUGUUAUGAGAUGCAAGAAACUUUUUUAUUAAAGAAAACUUUUACUGGAAAAGAUCAAAUAUUUUCUGAUAUUAUGAGAAAAAAGUACAUGUCAUAUGUUAUACUUAGACUAAUUAGUUUGGAUUAGAUGUGGAUGUAAACAGUGAUGUUAUUUUAUUUAGAUUUGAAAAAUUAGAAAUUGUUGUUGAAAUGACUCUUAAUGUAUCUUAAUAUGCCUUAAAAUAUUUACGUUUUUAUGUAACAUUGCAACUUUUGUUCUGAAAUAUUAAAAUCACAUAUUACUAUUGCAUCUUUAGCUAAAAUAUUGCAACUUUUUCUUGAAAUUUUGCACUAUUUUCCCCAAAUUAUGACUUAAUCUUGAAAUAUAAUGGUUUUUUUGGUACAUUUCCUACUUUUUUCAUAUGAGUGCAUUGUUAUCUUGCAGUAUAUUUACUUUUCUCUUAAAACACUUCAACUUUUCCUCAGACUUUUUUCUCCAAAUAUGAAGACAUCCAUAUUUAAAUUUCAGAUUGUACUUUUCAACUAUAUCACUUUAUCUUGAAAUGUUAGGACUUUUUCUUGUAAAAUCUAAAUUUAUUCAUGAAAUAACACAACUUUUUCAAAGAAUUUGUCAACUUUCAUUGAAUAUUUCAGUUUUAUCCUAUAAUAUUAUGAGAUGUUUCUUAAAGCAGAAGUUUCUUUUCAAAAUUUUAAGAUUUUAUUCCUGCAAAUUUGUAUUUUUGUCUACUAGUGGUCUGUGUUCUUCGAGGUGUGACUCCAACAAAUAAUAAGCUGUUAUGAACAUUGUGAUAAGUAUAAUGUGAAUCAAGUGCUUUCUUGUAUUGAAAGGCUGCUGUUGGUACUGCUGUUAGCUUAGCUGUUAGCAUACAGAAAUAUCAGCGUACUUUAUCAUUUUCCUCUAAUAGAAAAUGAUACAAAACAUGUAAAAUUGAAAUGUUGCUGUAAAGUGCAAAAAUUGACUCUGUGCUUACUGACUGCUUUCUGCUUAAUUAUGUUGCUUUUCUCGGGUGAACACACUGCAAACUAAAACCCUGUAUGGAGUCAGGAUGUAGUUUAUGGUUUGGACUCAAUGCUUGAAAUCACCAUUAAAAAGCUGUUGGCCUAAAAAGUGUUUGUGAAGAAUAAAACUGAGCACAAACCUCGAACCGUUGGCCAGAUGAUGUCAAUUACGCAAAUUUAAAUUGGAGUUGUGAGGUUUUCACACCAUGUCAGAGCUUUACAAAUCACUGUCUGAAUGUGAAUAAUAAUAUAGUAUAUAUAUUAUAUAUAUUAACCAUGUCGCUGUCUGCCUUAUUUAUGUCUGUUAGCACCUUUUACUUAAUCCUCCUAUGUGUCAAAGCAUCCCUGAAACGAAAUGAUGCAAAGACAUGUGGGACUGUAAAACAGAAAUAUUUAUUUUGUGUAUAAUCCUCUUCUACAAAUAUGAAGUAUAACCAUUUCAACAGAACAGUAUCUGUAACUACCAUCACAACUGUCACCAUCUCCUCAGCAGUAAACAUCUGUAGUUGCAUUCAAGGAUUUGACCCCUAGACUCCAAAAACAUCCACAAUGUAUUAAAGGAAUAGUUCAAAA